Somion occarium is the source of this 2877-nucleotide messenger RNA. Lineage: Eukaryota; Fungi; Basidiomycota; Agaricomycetes; Polyporales; Cerrenaceae. The record is from the annotation of a GenBank genome assembly.
AACAAAUGUAAACAACCACCUCUGACUUGAAUGCCACCAACACCAAGUACCAACCUCUUUCAUUUCAAGUGUCCUUUACUUCCAACCACUUGUUCAUCUAUCUAGACUUUUAGUAACCCAGAAACCUGUGGCCUAUAUGCUUGCGCCGGUGUAGGCAGUGAAUACACGCGUCAUCACACUGUUCCUGCGUUCAAACCGGCAUAUCUCAGUGAAUAUUGAACAGGCUGUUACCGCCGCCUUUCGUGACAAUUUCGCCACAAUGACUUCCAUAGAUGGAGCUCCUCAUCUCUUAUCCCUCAAAGUGAUGCGCGUCUCACGACCUGCGUUGGCACCAUCAUGGGAACCAUUCUAUUCAAGUUCUCCUUCAUUCUCGUCUCGCUCUACAGCCUCAGUCAUGUCUUUGCAAACAACGGAAGCUUUACCUGGGCAUCCAAAGACUCUUCGAGAUUUCGACCUCACGGAAAUGCUCAUGCUCCCAGCUGCAUUCGGUGCCAUCCAAUUGGGGGAGACAUUCUCUAGCUGUCUCUCAGUAAACAACGAAACUGGUGUAGAGAUUGAAGGCGUUACUCUCCGAGUCGAGAUGCAAUCGACUACCACAAAAGUGAUAUUGGCCGAAUUCGGCGGACCUGAGUAUCGUCUAGCUCCCGGCGAUACCAUGGAGCAUGUCGUUCAUCAUGAGAUCAAAGAGUUAGGUCAACAUGUUCUUGCUUGUACCGUCUUCUACCGGCUACCGGCUGGUGCGCGUCCACACCCAACGUCGUCUGAAUCUCACGAUCCUACUAUCCAAUCAUUUCGCAAGUUCUAUAAAUUUGCAGUCACUAAUCCGUUGUCGGUCAAGACGAAAGUACACUUGCCUCGUUCACCCUCUGCCCUGUUAUCUGCAACCGAACGGGAGAAGGUCUUCUUGGAAGUGCACAUCCAGAAUUUAACUCAAGAUGCUAUGUGGCUGCAACGUAUGCAUUUCGAAUGCACGGAUGGUUGGGAAGUUGUGGAUGCCAAUUCCGGCGCUCAGCCCGUCGACUCACUAUUUUCUGGACCCAUGGCAUUGAUGCAACCCCAGGAUAUGCGUCAAUACAUCUACAUCCUUACUCCCGCUUCAAUCCCACCUUUUCCUGUUACCCAUCCUCAAGGCACUGUGAUACCCCUUGGACGACUAGACAUUUCAUGGCGCUCCUCGUUCGGCGAACCUGGCCGUUUGCUAACCUCGAUGUUGUCCCGUCGAAUACCCCUAGUUCAGCCAGUUCAACCUCUAGCGCAAGUCCCAACUCCGCCACCAAAACAGCCUGCAUCUGCUAUACCACCUCACCUUCACCGUAGUGCAACUGUUGGAUCAUCACCUUCUCGGACCCAAUCUCCUCAUAUUACUCAACGUCCAAUGACCCCUCCCGCCUCAUCGGGCUCACCUGCCCCUUACCGACCUGGGUCUCCCUUCCGCAAUCGUCAAAGUACCGUCGGUCCUGUCGUAGCUCGUCCUCAGUCGCCAGCGCCUUCAUCUCCUCAACCGUCACCCACUCCAACCAUGCAAAGACCUUCAAGCGACAUUGAGGUUGAUCUUCUGGUUAGGGCGAUUCCCCGAGAUGAGCUUUCAGUAGAGAAACCCUUCCGAAUUGCUUUUUCGUUGAACGUUUCUGUGCCUGUUCCCCUUGCGCCCGCUGGCCAGCCGCGCAAAAAACGCAUUGUCUCGUUUGCUGUGCAGCAUGUACAGCCUCCCCGCCUGUCAGCGGCCGCGUUAACUAGAGCUGCCAUUGCAGCGCCUAUUCAUCCAGAAUCGUGGAGCCCUCGUCUACCAUCUUCCGGUUUCUCUACCCCUUCUCCGUACGGCACACCCUACAGGGGUGAUUUCCACGAUGCUUUGGCUCGCAAGUUACUCGUCGCCUCUCCUCGACCUACUCAAACCGACACGGACAGUGAAGCUGGCAAUGACGCUGAUGGUCGAGAGUCAGCUCGAGAGACACCCUUACCAGGAGGAGCACGUAAAGCGCCAGAUGCCAUCACUCUUCCGCCACCAUUCUCCUUGUCAACGUCCGACUCAGCUGACCCAGAAGCGCACCGACAAACACAUGAUGUUGUCUUCCAAGGCCCAUCUGCAAUUUUCUUACCUCCGAUGCAUUUGUCCCCCGCAGAGGGCCAGAACCCGGAGUCGACCACGGUUGCCGAAGUUGACCGUACGCAGCCAAAACAUGAGCGGAACUGGAGCGAGAGUACGAUUACGGACAGCGAGGCUGAUAGCGAGCUGGAUGUCCCGCUUGGACUAGUUCAAAGGUCUACACGGGUAAUUGGUUCCCAAGAUUUCGAGCUUGAUUACCUUCCCUUGCGGUCUGGUUUCAUUGCUGUUGGAGGGGUACGGAUCUUGUUGGUUGAGGAUAGGACACUUGAUGAGGCUGAAGAUUCGGCGGCUAGCGCCGACGCUGGGAGGUCGAAACGACAGGAGAACGUGCGUAGUCUAAAAGAGUAUGAUGUGGUGGGGGAACUGUGGGUCAAAACUAGCUCUGUGUUGGCUAGUGAGGACUAGGUUCUUCACAUGCAUCAUGCAUAUGGACGUGAAGUAUGUAGUAUGAUUGUUUUCUACUGCUGAGAUUUCGUGGCCAGAUUGCUGUAGUUCAUAACUGGUAAGCAUGUCCGUCCCAACUUCGUGUAUGAUCCGACACUAAAAAAUCGAUACAGUAGAUGCAUACUUAGUUUGGCAGUAGACGUGUCUAUUAAUUCCAAUCGCCGCCUGCUCAUAUGCUCCAUUAUGAGCAGUAUGACUGAUUUCUUUGUAGAAUGUGGAAGGCGACUUCUUAUGUUGAAUAAUGCGUGGAUGCUUUUUUCAUGUCCACCCUUUCUACUAACUGAACGGGGCUGACAAUAUGUCAAUUACUCAUCGGAAGAUGUUCU